Messenger RNA from Adineta ricciae, 891 nucleotides. The record is from the annotation of a GenBank genome assembly. Lineage: Eukaryota; Metazoa; Rotifera; Eurotatoria; Adinetida; Adinetidae.
AUGAUUUUUCUUUUUUUUCUCAUACUCACUUUUUUUGCACCGUAUUUUUGUUUCCUCAAAUGUAUAGGUGGUUCAAGUUGUCAAAUCAAGCUGAAUUCGAAUUCGAGAGCACCUCGUCAGAAAGAUCUCCUUGAAACGUGUAAAGUUGUUAAUUUAUUAUCAUGUUCUAUGUAUAUGAAAAUUGAUUUUAAUGAACGACAAAUUUAUCUUUCGUUUCAACACCCAUCGCCAACGACUAGUUCCCCACAUUCAUAUCCAAAUGAUCUUCUUGCAGACAAUCCACAAUCAUCAAUUAUCCAUCGUUAUACAGCGACAUUUCAUGUUGGUGAUCAAAAUCGAACGCAGUUGUACAUUUGGCUUCAGUGUCGUUAUCGCGAUUAUUGCGCUCAAGUGGAACUACGCAAAUUCUGGGGUCGAUAUGUUUCAUUCGACGAUCGAUAUAAUACUCUCUCUGUUUUAUACGAAUUCCUUCAACCAGUUCGAUCGAAUAGUAUUAAUUGUUUUGACAAUGAAUUCAAUCAAACCGUUGAAUGUCCAACACAUCAGAAAACAUGUUGGGCGUCAUCCGAUGGCUUGCAGAAAUGUGUUGGAAAUUAUUCAGAUGAAUUUAUCUAUUCCUACAAUCAAGUCUACAAUCCUCAUCGAUUAUCAAGCGAAAAUGUUCUUUACACUCUAGCUUGUCGUUCUGAUAGUUGUAAUGACAAUCAAACAGUUGAUGAACUUAGUGCAUUAGCUCGUGAAUUUGCGGAAAAUCGAUGGUCACUGGAGAGAAGAACUACAGUUCAAAAUUCAACUGCCGUUCGACUUUGUAUUUCUUCGUAUCAGAUUCUCUGUUUUUGUUUGGCAAUCCUUUGUAAACAUACGUUUCCUAAAGUUCACGAUCAUUUGUAA